Boeremia exigua is the source of this 1170-nucleotide messenger RNA. RefSeq lists its product as uncharacterized. The transcript has a single exon. Lineage: Eukaryota; Fungi; Ascomycota; Dothideomycetes; Pleosporales; Didymellaceae. The coding region runs from base 1 to 1170 and encodes 389 amino acids. The record is from RefSeq and is a predicted model, not a curated record.
AUGCCUGCUAAGAUUCCGAUGGAUGGACACACGGAGAAUUCUCAGAAGCAGGUUUCAGCUAAGGCGAAAUUUAAAGGGAAACCGAUGGCCACCAAUAUCAAGAAGCGCAGUCUACUUGCCUCUAGCAAGUCUGAGCGUGCCUCAAAGAUCCAGAAGAUGGUACCUAAAGCUAACAGUGGAAAACGGGUAAAUGGAAGAGGCGCAAGUAUAGCUGAUGCUUUCAUCAUCUCGGACGACGAAGAUGGCUUCAGUGAAUCUCCUCGAAAGGACAAGACUGUCAGUCUAACGCCGCCUCCUCAGAUGCCCAAGAUCGAUACUUCGGACGACCCAGAAGAUCCGAGUACAGCAUCAGUGUUAGCGUCAACCCAAGAACACUGUCUUAAAGAUGGCCUUGUUUGCACAAACCAGAAUUGUUUAGAAGAGCUGAGACAGCUUCGCGAAGAACUUCGUGCAUCUAAUGCAAAAGUCGGCCAAGUUCUAGCACGAGCAGAGCAAGAAGCACUCGAACUACAGCGUCAGCAGAGUAUUGCGAGCAACAAGUACCUGGCAAACCUAAGAGAACAGCUUGAGACUGAAAGAUCUCGCACAAGCGAUCUCAGUUGGGAAUGUGACUAUCUACGCAGAGAGCUUACGGCAGCUCAAGACUGCCUGAAGGGAGAGGCGGAUCUCUUACGGCAGCGGGAUAAUCACGAAAGCUUGUGCAGAGACGAGCAAAUAAAGAAUGCGGAUCUCACGCAAAGGCUUAUUGAGAAAGACGAGGAGUCUGCACGCAAAGCAGUCACAGUAACCGAGGACCUGCAGCAAUUGGCAAAACAAAUCAGCGACUUGCAAUGUGAAGUUUCAUGUCUUCAGAACAACAAUACUGCGCUAAAGGCGUCAAAUGAAUCUCAGUAUCGCUCGAGCACUUCUCCAGUAUAUUCAAAUGCCUCUGCAGUAUCUGAUCAAGAGCAGAAGCUCAGGAACAUUCGCAAAACGUACAUCACGGUUAAAAAGAAGUACGACCACCUGUGCUCAAUUGCUAGAAACAUUUCUACUGCUACCAGGUCGUGGAACUACUCCAAUUUUGGCGAGUUUGGACAGUAUCUUAAACAAUUGAAGGUCGAGCUUGGAGAAACGAGCCUUGAGGAGCAGGGGGUCACGAACGGCACUCAAAGCGCCAAGGUCGGCUGA